AUGGCCCCCUCGAAGAGGAAGCUGGCGGGGGACGAAGUUCCUGCAAGCACAGCGAACAAGCGAUCGAAGUCUGAGACCAAAUCUGAGGCGAAGACAAAAAAGCAGAAACUGGGCGCCGAUCAAGAAACAACACAGAAGCCCAAGCAUGUGUCUGUCCUUACCAAAGAGCAACCUGCGUUCCCUCGUGGCGGUGCGGGCCUUCUCACUCCGUUGGAGCGAAAGCAAAUUCAGGUGAAAGCUACUCGAGAUGUUGCAAGAGAACGAAAAAGUCAAGAUUUGUUUGGAGGUACAUCUACACAAAUGGACACAAGCGAUGAAGAGCAAACUUCCCCAUCCGACGUCGAACAAAAGAAGCCAGCGAAGAAGUCCAAAAAGAACAAACGUCGUCCCGAAAGCUCGACCGCCGAUGCUCCUGACGUGCAGAUUGGUGGCUUGAACUACAAACGCUUGACUACCGACUCCUUGAUCCUUGGCCAAAUUACAUCGAUCAGCACAAGGACGCUCACACUGGCUCUACCCAACAACCUAGUAGGCUACGUCCCUCUCACCGCGAUCUCCCCACAAUUCAGCGAGAAGAUCCAGGCCUUGAUUAAGGGAGAUGCGGAUCACAGCGAUGAGGACGAGGACAACGACGACGAAGUGAAUGACAUUGCUCUCGCAAACUAUUUCAAAAUUGGGCAAUAUCUGCGAGCAGCAGUGACAUCUACAGAGCAGGAAAGAGGCGCAGGCAGACCAACAGCUCGAAAGCGUAUAGAGCUAUCCAUUGAGCCGUCCUUGACCAACAUUGGCCUGAAGCGAACAUAUCUCACCACAGGUGCUACGGUCCAGACAUCUGUCCGAAGCGUUGAGGACACCGGCGUCGCAGUCGACCUGGCUCUCAACGACAAUGAAGAAACACUUCGCGGGUUCAUCCCUAAAAAGGAAUUACCGAAUAACUUACUUUUCUCAGAUAUCCGGAAAGGUACUGUGCUCUUGUGCACUAUUAUUGAGAGUGGCUCGAAAGGCAAGGUCUUGAAACUCUCUGCAGAUCUUUCAAAGAGUGUGACUGUCAAGUCUGCACCCUCCAUUGACGCCUUCCUCCCAGGGACACGGGCUGAGAUAUUGAUCACGCACCGCCCUGACUACGGUCUUGCUGGCAAGAUCAUGGGUAUGCUGGAUGUGACGGCUGAUCUAGUGCACUCAGGCUCUUACAAGGACAAGGAAGCAUUCCUAGCCAAGUUCGAAGUUGGCAAGAAGAUUCCAGGCCGACUGGUCUGUAACUUCCCAACGUCGGAUGUAAGAAAACUAGGAUUUUCAGUGCUCGAGGAUCUGAUUGAUAUGAAACCGGACGAUGGAUUGUCAACCAAGGCAGAUGGCAAGCUUGCUUUAUCUUCUAUUAUAGAUGAAGCUACCGUUGUCCGCGUAGAGCCCGGCCUAGGCGUUUACCUGCAGUUGAACGAGGAUCAUGUUGGCUUCGCACAUAUCUCGCGUCUUUCUGACGAAAAGAUCGAUACUUUGUCCGAAAUCACUGGCCCAUUCAAGCUUGGUACUGACCACAAAGCUCGGAUUCUGGAUUACAAUCCUAUCGACAACCUUUAUGUCCUCUCACUUGAGCCAAAAGUACUCAGCCAACCAUUCCUUCGCUUCGACGAUGUUCCACUUGGAGCCGUGGUUAAAGGAACGGUCGAGAAGAUUAUCAUCGGCUCCAAUGGUGUUUCCGGCUUAUUGGUCAAUCUAGCCGAAGGUAUCAGUGGUCUAGUUCCACAAAUACAUAUGUCUGAUGUGGACCUAAAGCAUCCAGAGAAGAAAUUCCGAGUAGGCCAGACAGUGACAGCAAGAGUGCUAUCAACAGAUCCAGCUAGGCGCCGGCUGAAGUUGACGCUGAAGAAAUCACUUGUUAACAGUGAUCAAAAACCGUGGCUCAAUUUCGACGAUAUUGAGGUUGGGAAUUCCACCGUUGGAACAUUGACCAAGGUUGAUCGCUUUGGUGCAGUCGUCCGGUUUUUCGGUCCAGUUCGUGGUUUCCUUCCGGUCCAUGAAAUGAGCGAAGCAUACAUCAAAGACGCAACCGAGCACUUCAGAGUGGGACAAGUCUUGACCGUCAAUGCUAUUAGCGUCAAUGCGGAGGAAAGACGCCUUACGGUCUCUUGCAGAGAUCCCAAUGCUAAUCCAUCGACCGAGAGCGCUCUUUCUGCGCUGAAACACGGCUCACUCGUCAGCGGUACUGUCUUUGAAAAAUCGCAGAACGACAUCUUAUUACGGUUAGAAGGUUCCGAUUCUAUUGCACGCUUGACGCUGGAUCAUGUGUCGGAUGGAUCGCCGAGUAAGCGAGCUUCUGCCUUCAAUAAGAUUCGGGUUGGUCAAAAGCUGGAGAAUUUGGUUAUUUUACAGGUGCAGGCGAAGAGGAGACUUGUCGUGCUCACAAACAAGCAGAGUCUAGUCAAAGCAGCUCAGGACGGAACCCUCCUGAAGAGCUACGAAGACCUCCUACCCAACGCCCUCGUCACUGGGUAUGUGUCGAACAUCACCGAGGACGGUGUCUUUGUGACUUUUGCUGCAAAUAUUAGCGGUCUUAUUACGCGAAAUCAGGUCCCGGUUGACCAAGAAGAUCAGCCCGACUUCGGCAUGGCCAAAUUUCAGCCUGUUACAGCAAGGAUCCUCUCCAUCGACUAUAAGGGGGCGACUCCGCGAUUCUGGCUCACCAUGAGGGACAGCACAAUAGUCAACGGCGCAUCAAAACCACCAAACGAAGAUUCGGCAUUACCACUUCCAGACGUCGUUGAACCAAUCGAUACGAGUCUCAGAACACUAAAUGAUCUGUCAGUAGGCAAGAUUACAAAAGCACGAAUCAUUUCCGUGAAAGAGACUCAAAUCAACGUUGAGCUUGCAAAAAAUGUACAGGGUCGAAUCGACGUCUCCGAAGUCUUUGACGAGUGGAAAGAUAUCCAGAAUCGUAAAAGACCGCUCAAGCAGUUCAGUCCUAAGCAAGAACUCACUGUCAAGAUCCUUGGAGCUCACGACACCAGGAACCAUAGGUUCUUGCCCCUGACACAUCGACAAGGAAAAAACACAGUUCUCGAGCUUUCGUGCAAACCCAGCUCUGUGACUAAACCUGGUAAAGCGAUUUUGAAGCUGCAAGAUGUCUCUGUUGGCUCUUCAUGGCUGGCCUUCGUCAACAAUAUCACGGAAGAUUGUCUAUGGGUCAACAUAUCCCCAAGUGUACGGGGAAGAAUUCGAAUAACAGACGUGUCCGAUGAUCUGUCUCUUGCAUCGAAUGUAGAAGCAAAUUUCCCUGUCGGUUCAGCACUCCGUGUGCACGUUGUAUCUGUGGAUGCGGAAAAGAAUCGUCUUGAUCUCACUGCAAGAUCAGAUGCAUCUGUUGGCUCCCUUACGCUUAAGGACAUCUCGAAGGGUCUCAUCCUUCCCGGCCGAGUUACAAAAAUCACUGAUCGCAAUAUCAUUGUUCAACUCAGCGAACAUGUCGUGGGUGCUGUCGACCUUAUUGAUAUUGCCGACAACUACGAUGAGGCCAACACGGCAAAAUUCCAGAAGAAUGAGGUCCUUCGAGUCUGUGUACUCAACGUAGACGUUCCCAACAAGAAAGUCACGUUGUCUACACGUCGGUCGAAAGUCCUCAGCUCUUCAUCUCCAGUAACUGACCCUGAAAUUACUUCUAUCGACCAACUUGCCGUCAAUGAUGUGGUUCGGGGUUUCAUCUGCAACAUUACUGAUAAAGGAGUUUUUGUGACGCUCGGCCACGGAUUCACUGCAUUUGUUAGGGUAAGCCACUUGUCAGACCAAUACCUCAAAGAUUGGAAGGAUCAUUUCCAGCGAGAACAACUGGUCAAGGGCAAGAUCACGCUUGUUGACAAAGCAUCUGGUCAUGUCCAGAUGACUCUGAAGCAGUCUGCCUUGGAUCCGAACUACAAGGCGCCUCUUACAUUUGGCGACCUGCAUGAAGGCGAUAUUGUUACUGCGAAAGUCGUCAAGGCUGAACCUUUUGGCGUUUUUAUUGUUGUCGAUAACUCUGAAAACGUUCGGGGCCUUUGCCAUCGUAGCGAAAUUGCUGAGCAGAGGAUUGAAGAUGCCACCAAGCUCUUCAGCGAAGGAGACGCCGUCAAGGCCAAGGUGCUCAAGCUUGAUCCUGCCAAUCGUAGGGUGAAUUUCGGCAUGAAGGCUUCUUAUUUCGCGGACACUGCUGAUUCUGAUGCGGCAUCAUCCGACGACAACGACGAGGAUGGCGUGAACCUUGACGAGAUCAUGGAAGAUGUUGACGAUGAGGAUGUUGAAGCAAGCGAAGACGACGAAGACCCCGUGCAAGUCGAGUUCGAGGAGGCCGGCGACACCGACGAGGAGGAGGAAGAAGAAGAUGAAGCCGAUGAUUCCGAGCUUGAGGACAGCGACGACGACGAAGCAGGACCUGCGCGUCGCAAGCCGCAAGGCCUCAGUGUCGGCGGAUUUGACUGGACAGGAACAUCUGGACUGGUCGACACCAAAGCCACAAAGCGUGCGGCUGAUGACUCAGAAUCCGACGACGAGCAAGACAGCAAGGCGCACAAGAAAAAGAAGAAGAAGCGAGCAGAGCCAGUCGUCGACCGCACAGCAGAUCUUGACACCAAUGGGCCUCAAUCCUCAGAUGACUUUGAGCGACUCCUCCUUGCCGAGCCCGACUCAGGCGAUCUUUGGCUUCAGUACAUGGCUUUCCAUCUCGGCCUAGAGGAAGUCGAUCGGGCGCGCGAAAUCGGCGAGCGCGCACUACGAUCCAUCGGGCUGGGUCCCGGGUCCGAGGAGGAGAAGUUGAAGGUCUGGACGGCGCUUCUCAACCUCGAAGACGCGCGGGGCGACGACGAGAGUCUCGACGCAAUCUUCAAGCGCGCGUUGGAGUACAACGACCAGCAACAAAUCUAUUCCAGGCUCGCGAGUAUCCUCAUCCAGUCCGGCAAGUACGACAAAGCGACCGAGAAGUUCAACGAGAUGCUCAAGAAGUUCAAGGCCGAUCUAGACGUUUGGGUCAACUAUGCUACCUUCUUGUUCGACGUGGUCAACAAGCCCGGCGAGGCUCGAGAGCUGCUGCCCCGUGCGUCCAAGACACUGCCGUCCACGACCAAGGACAAGAAGGAAGAGAACAGGGCGCGGUUUGAGCUGACGAAGUCGUUUGCACUGCUGGAGUUCAAGUCAAAGAACGGCCUGCCCGAGCGCGGACGCACGCUGUUUGAGGGCCUGCUGGCCGAGUACCCGAAACGCCUGGACUUGUUCAACGUCAUCCUCGACCAGGAGGAGAAGUUGGGCGACCAUGACAAGGUGCGAGAGACCUACGAGCGCGUCCUGAGCGUGAAGCUCAAGCAGGAGCAGGCGAGGCAUUUCUUCAAGCGAUGGGAAAAGUUCGAGGCGAAGCACGGAGACCAGCGCAAGGUAGAGGACGUCCAGGCCCGCGCGGUGGAGUGGGUGCGUAACUAUACGGCCAGACAGCAGCAACAGGCCACCACUGAGUAG
Molecule: messenger RNA, 5472 nt
Organism: Exophiala spinifera
Lineage: Eukaryota; Fungi; Ascomycota; Eurotiomycetes; Chaetothyriales; Herpotrichiellaceae
Exons: 1
Coding region: 1-5472 (1823 amino acids)
Biological process (GO): rRNA processing
Cellular component (GO): nucleolus; small-subunit processome
Molecular function (GO): protein binding; RNA binding
Source: RefSeq, a predicted model, not a curated record